AUUUGAAUUUAUCCAUUGCCUAUUUAACGCUCGCAUUUCGCUUUCGCAAGACAUCUCUUGUGAGCUUCACUUGCUGCGCUGCUGCUCUCACUCUCAGAGUCUCUCUCUCUCUGCUUUGGCUUCCGCUCUCCAGAUCUGAUACUCAAAAUCGCUAAGGUUUUAGAUUUUCUUUUCUAGCAAGUCCAGAGCAUGGGUCGUGGAGUUAGCAGUGGUGGGGGCCAAAGUUCAUUGGGUUAUCUGUUUGGGAGUGGAGAAGCUCCAAAGCCUUCCACAAAUGGUGCUCAACCUGCUCCAGAUGAUGUCCAGGCAGUGAAUAAUGUGCCUCCCUCCAAACCUGCUGUUGCUCCUCAGCCAGUAGAUGCCAGCAAGCAGAUUCCUGCUGGUAUUAAUAGUUCUUCUGCAAACAACUAUAUGCGGGCAGAUGGCCAAAAUGCUGGAAACUUCAUCACGGAUCGACCUUCAACCAAAGUCCAUGCUGCCCCUGGUGGUGGAUCUUCUCUGGGAUACCUCUUUGGUGAUGGUAGUAAGUGAGAUGUACCUUAAUCCCAUUCCAAUGGAAGUCUGUUUGUCAUUUCUUAUGGAAACCUGUAAUUUGGAUGAAGCAACGAUUUUCCUCUUAUAAUAUAAUUACUGGAAACUUGCUGGAUCAUGUGAUGUAAUAUAUAGGUGGUGGUGGUGUUGGUGUUUGUUUUAUUCAAUCAAAGAGCAUUUUUUAUGCAUGAACAUCAUUACAAAAGUUCAGUUGAUGUAUCUUAUCUGAUUUAAAUUGUGUUCUUAGCAA
This is a messenger RNA of Hevea brasiliensis (rubber tree), 781 nucleotides long. RefSeq names its product protein SPIRAL1-like 1. Gene Ontology annotation, cellular component: cortical microtubule, transverse to long axis. Bases 190 to 531 code for a protein of 113 amino acids. Gene Ontology annotation, biological process: cortical microtubule organization. The record is from RefSeq and is a predicted model, not a curated record. The transcript has 3 exons. Lineage: Eukaryota; Viridiplantae; Streptophyta; Magnoliopsida; Malpighiales; Euphorbiaceae.